AUGAGUAAUAAAAUACAGAAGGUUAUUGUCCGAUUGCAAGAAAAGAUUAAGGAAGGUCAGUUUUAUGAAGCACAGCAGCAGACUCGUGUUGUCGCUGCUCGCCAUGUCAAAUCUAAAGACUGGGCUUCAGCCAUCGAUAUUUUAUUCAAUGUUGCCCAAUCACUUCUUAAAGCAGGUCAAGGGGGGAGCGGAGGUGAUCUAGGCAUCAUGCUUGUCGAUGUAUACAAGCAAGCAGAGCUCAAACCCGACUUUAGCAACAAAAGCAAACUAGUCACUCUUCUGCCACUUUUUGACUCUGAAGAACCCACAAGGAAAAAGUUUAUAGGGGACAUGAUAAGUUGGUCCUCCAAGUAUGGAGAAUAUCCAGCUGGUGAUCCAGACAUACAUCACGUUGUGGGCUCGCUCCUCGCCGAGGAGCACGAUGUCUAUGAGGCGGAACGACAUCUCACGUUAGGCACAAGAGAUUCUCCUGAGGUAUUUGCAAAACUAGAGUUUGAAUGGUAUUUACAGGAUGAUUCUCACACGGCAGCUCUAUACGCAGCCCGUGUUGUUUUCGCAUAUUUACUUGCAGGAAACGUUCGCGAUGCGAAUAAGUCGUUACAAACUUUCACAGAUACUUUGAACACAGCUCGACCCCAGCUGGAUGUUAGGGAAGUCAAAGGCCUAAGUUUUAACCUGCAGAUAUACCCUAGUAUCCCAUUGCUCAAUUUCCUAGGCCUACUGUUACAGGCCAUUCAGAAGGGCAGUCCGGAUAUUUACCGAAAUCUCAACCAAAAAUAUUCUACGUAUAUCAAAGAAGUAGGGCUGUGGGAUGAUACUCUAGCUCUUAUAGGAGAACUUUACUUCGAGGUUCCAAGGCCGAGGAAAGGUAAUCCUAUAUUUGAUAUGAUGGGUAGCAUAUUCGGUGGAGGAGCUGCCAAGCCACAACCUAAACGGGUGGGAAUCCAAGAAACUCCAGUCGCUGAUAGUCUUGACUAG
This is a messenger RNA of Blumeria graminis f. sp. triticale, 978 nucleotides long. The record is from the annotation of a GenBank genome assembly. Lineage: Eukaryota; Fungi; Ascomycota; Leotiomycetes; Helotiales; Erysiphaceae.